AUGGUUACCUUAUCAGCUUGGCCUUGGGGAAACUUUGGCAAUCUAAAGUAUCUUCUCUACGCUCCGUUAGCUGCACAAGUAGUAUACUCAUGGGCAUACGAACAAGACUACUCGAGGGCUCUUUGGUGUCUUCAUAUCCUCAUCAUCUGUGGACUCAAAGGUCUCCUUCAUGUUCUCUGGAGCGUUUACAACAACAUGCUCUGGGUGACUCGGACUCUAAGGAUUAACCCUAAUGGUGUCGACUUUAAGCAGAUUGAUCACGAAUGGCACUGGGACAACUACAUACUCCUGCAAGCAAUAAUAGCUAGCAUAAUCUGUUACAUAUCUAUUCCAUUGGUGACGAUGAACAGUAUACCACUGUGGAACACGAAAGGACUAGUUGCAUUAAUUGUGCUACAUGUGACCAUCUCAGAGCCAUUAUACUACUUUCUCCACAGAUCUUUUCAUAACAACACCUACCUCUUCACGCAUUACCACUCCUUCCACCACGCAUCCCCUGUUCCUCAUCCCAUGACUGGUGGAAAUGCGACGUUAUUGGAAAGCGUUAUCUUAUGUGUUGUAGCUGGAGUUCCUUUGCUUGGAUCUUGCUUGUUAGGUGUUGGAUCAAUAAGCUUGAUCUACGGAUACGCUAUUAUGUUUGAUUUCCUAAGAUGUUUAGGUCAUUGUAACGUUGAAAUAUUCUCUCACAAGCUAUUCGAGACACUUCCAAUCCUAAGAUACAUCAUCUACACUCCAACGUAUCAUAGUCUGCAUCAUCAAGAAAUGGGGACCAACUUUUGUCUAUUCAUGCCUCUCUUUGAUGUUUUGGGCAACACACUAAAUUCAAACUCGUGGGAACUCCAAAAGAAGAUUCGUUUGUCUGCAGGGGAACGGAAGAGAGUGCCGGAGUUUGUGUUCUUGGCUCAUGGGGUAGAUGUGAUGUCGGCUAUGCAUGCUCCGUUUGUGUUCAGAUCGUUUGCUUCAAUGCCGUACACAACAAGGCUCUUUUUGCUGCCUAUGUGGCCAUUCACGUUCAUGGUGAUGUUGGGCAUGUGGGUCUGGUCAAAGACUUUUCUUUUCAGCUUCUAUACCCUCAGGAAGAAUCUUUGCCAGACUUGGGGCGUUCCUAGAUUUGGAUUCCAAUACUUUUUACCGUUUGCUACACAAGGGAUUAAUAACCAGAUCGAGAAUGCGAUACUUAGGGCUGAUAGGAUUGGUGUUAAAGUUAUCAGCUUGGCUGCUCUCAACAAGAACGAAGCUUUAAAUGGUGGUGGAACGUUGUUUGUUAACAAGCAUCCUGACCUUAGAGUUCGUGUGGUCCAUGGGAACACUUUAACCGCUGCAGUGAUCCUCAAUGAGAUUCCAAAAGACGUGAAAGAGGUGUUCUUGACAGGAGCCACUUCUAAGCUGGGAAGAGCCAUUGCUCUUUACCUCUGUCGUCGUGGAGUGAGAGUUCUCAUGUUGACACUAUCUUUGGAGAGAUUCCAAAAGAUUCAGAAAGAGGCUCCUGUUGAGUUUCAGAACUACCUUGUACAAGUGACCAAAUACAAUGCUGCUCAAAACUGCAAGACUUGGAUCGUUGGGAAAUGGUUAACGCCAAGGGAGCAGAGCUGGGCUCCUAAAGGAACGCAUUUUCACCAAUUUGUGGUGCCACCGAUCCUCAACUUCAGGAGGAACUGCACUUACGGAGAUCUAGCUGCAAUGAGACUCCCUGAAGAUGUUCAAGGACUUGGAACCUGCGAGUACACGAUGGACAGAGGGGUUGUGCAUGCAUGCCAUGCAGGAGGAGUGGUUCAUAUGCUGGAGGGCUGGGAGCAUCAUGAGGUUGGAGCCAUAGACGUUGAACGUAUUGAUUUGGUGUGGGAAGCAGCCAUGAGACACGGCCUUCGCUCUGUUUCUUCACUCACAAGAUGA
This is a messenger RNA of Eruca vesicaria subsp. sativa (arugula), 1893 nucleotides long. The record is from the annotation of a GenBank genome assembly. NCBI's taxonomy places the organism in Eukaryota, Viridiplantae, Streptophyta, Magnoliopsida, Brassicales, Brassicaceae.